UGGAAGAGGUGACGAGUCGUGUGUGGUCGGUGACGGGACAGUCGAGGGACUCGAACCAAUCGUGCCGUGCACGGGGAUCCCCGGACCUUGGACCGGGCUCGCUGGACGCGCGUCAACGAUGUCGGGCGAAACGGAGAUCGAGGUGUCGGUGGUGUCGGAAGAGGACCUGGAGCUCGAAGGAUCGAGGAGCAGCUCGACGCCCGCGGAGCUGCUCCUCCAGGAGAAGAACGGCAAGCCCGGCUGCGGGCUAAACAAUCACCACUCGUUCAGCUUCGACGUCGGCAAACCGGUGCUCAGGCCAGCCUGCAAUCCUCAGUACACGUCCUUCAGCAUCUCCAGCAUCCUCGGCAGGCCCGAAUCGCCGCCCGUCGACUCGACGUCCACCGUGUCCGGCGAGAGGCAGUCCUCGGACGUGGACAGAGCCUCGCCGUUGCCGCAGACGCAGAACUCCCAACGGAUCGGAUCCGCUUGCGACAGCCCCGGUAGAGGCCUGUCGUCGCCCACGCCUUUGAGGUACUCGUCCACGCAACGGAGCACCUCCACGGUCGGGCACGAGAUCGAGAACAGGAACAAUACGACCAGUAUCGGUAUCGGUUGUGCUACCAGUGCUACCAGCCCAGCGACCAACUUCUCACCCCCUAACGACGCAGCUGCGAAUCCGCUGUUGGGACACCAAGCGUCGGCCGACUUGGCCAUGCUGUCGAGAUUGGGCCUGAUGUCGUCGCUGAUAGCGGGUCGCUACCCGGUGGGAAUCGGCGUGGGUGGGGUGUUCUUUCCGUCUACGCUGCAGCACCUUCACCAGCAACAGCAACAUCAGCAUCACUCGCGGCUGGCGGCCGCGUCGUCGGCGCUGAGCAACGCGGUGCAGGUCACCGGCCAAUCGGACAUCGUCGAUGCCGACGGCAUCCGCGGCGUCCUGCCCGGCGGCGCCGGUUGGCCGUUUCCAUGGAGGCCGACGCACGGCCUCCAGACGCUCGAGCAUCCGUCGCCGAACGACGUCGUGGGCACCCUGAGCCGCGUCAGUCCCGCUUCCGCUUCUUUUCCGCAAAGGGACGAUCUGGACGACGAGAACGGGGAGGACCGUCUGCACCGAACGAGGAGUCCGUCGUCGGGGGACGAGGGCCACGACGACCUGGGGGACCAGGACGACUGCCAGGAAGCCGACGGCGAGGGUGAAUCGACGAACUCGACGGGGAUGCACGGCGGCGGUGGCACGGGGAACGGCGGCGGCGGUGGCGGUCAGAACAGCGUGCAGGUCGGCGUGGACGGUCGCGACUCGAACAGCAUGAAACGAAAGAAGAAGACGCGCACGGUGUUCUCCAGGUCGCAGGUGUUCCAACUGGAGAGCACGUUCGACAUGAAACGCUACCUGUCGUCGUCGGAGCGCGCCGGCCUGGCGGCGUCGCUGCGAUUAACCGAGACCCAGGUGAAGAUCUGGUUCCAGAAUCGUCGUAACAAGUGGAAGAGGCAACUGGCCGCCGAGCUGGAGGCGGCAAACAUGGCGCACGCCGCGCAGAGACUGGUCAGGGUGCCGAUAUUGUAUCACGAGGCGUCCGCCGGGACCGGGGCGUCAGGCGGCGUCUCGGUGUCGGUGGCCGCGCCGCCGACGGCCGCUGCGCCAGCGUCGGUCGCCACGUCGGCGCUCUCCCACUCGGUCGGCGUCGGCGUCGGCACCUCCUGCCCCCCUACCACCGCGCAGCCGAUCUUCUACUCCCAUCACCAUCAGCACCACCAUCAUCAUCCGGCUCACGUGCAGGCGCACACUCUCCUGCCCCACCAGGUACACCCACAACCGCCGCCACCCCCGCCACCGCCGCCUAACGGACAACCACCCCAAUCCUCCUCGCAAUAA
Colletes gigas is the source of this 1852-nucleotide messenger RNA. RefSeq names its product homeobox protein Hmx (gene Hmx). Gene Ontology annotation, biological process: regulation of transcription by RNA polymerase II. Gene Ontology annotation, molecular function: DNA-binding transcription factor activity, RNA polymerase II-specific; RNA polymerase II transcription regulatory region sequence-specific DNA binding. The coding region runs from base 119 to 1852 and encodes 577 amino acids. Gene Ontology annotation, cellular component: nucleus. The record is from RefSeq and is a predicted model, not a curated record. The transcript has 3 exons. NCBI's taxonomy places the organism in Eukaryota, Metazoa, Arthropoda, Insecta, Hymenoptera, Colletidae.